CACAGCGUACACGAGUGAGGACGUCCGGUCAACGCGGACACGUCGUUCGUUGUUUUCGGUUUUGGCGAAGUCCACGCCACAAUGCGUCCAGUCGGCGGUACCUACGCGUAAGCGCACAUCCGACCGGCGCCGUCUGCCCGAGAGAUGACGACGACCGCCGCCGAGGCCGGGAGACAGUACGCCGUGCCCAGCCUGUUCAAGUCGGCGUACCGGGCGUGCAACAAGAUCCAGCGGUACGUGUAUCGGACGGAUUACUCUACGCUUCCGCGGGUCGACAUGCAGCGCUGUUGCCAGUCGCUGUUCGAAAUCUUGAAGCUGAACUCGGACGGCGGCUGUUUCGACGCGGACGGCGACAGGCGGUCCAUGUACCGGAAGGUGCGGCGCGGCCACAACGGCCACGUGUUCGGCGGCGUGUGCGAGACGGCCGCGCAUCACGGCCACGCCGAUUGUCUGAGGCUGGCCCACGAGAUCGGCUGCCCGUGGGACGCGUCCAUGCCCCCGGCCGCGGCCUUGGGCGGGCACCUCAAGUGCCUGGUGUACAUGCACGAGAACUCGUGCGCGUGGGACGAGCGGACGUGCACCAAGGCGGCGGGCGCCGGUCACUUGCACUGUCUCAGGUAUGCGCACGAGAACGGAUGUCCGUGGCACGAACUGACGUGCGCCGACGCCGCGGCGGGCGGACACCUGGACUGUCUGAAGUACGCGCACGAAAACGGAUGUCCGUGGGACGAGCACACGUGUUUUUUGGCGGCCAUGUUAGAUCAGCUGCCGUGCCUCGUGUACGCCCAUCAAAACGGAUGUCCCUGGGACAGGGACUACACCGAUCGCUUGUUCAUCAGUCGCCGGUGUCUCGAGUACGCGUACAACAUCGAAUGCCCAAACUUCUGGUGGACGGCCGACGCCGAUUAUUAAUUAUUAUUUAUUUAAUUAGGCGCAUAAUAUUAUUUUCUUGUUUAUGUUUUAUACGUUUCAAUCG
Messenger RNA from Melanaphis sacchari, 976 nucleotides. RefSeq lists its product as uncharacterized. The transcript has a single exon. Bases 145 to 912 code for a protein of 255 amino acids. The record is from RefSeq and is a predicted model, not a curated record. Lineage: Eukaryota; Metazoa; Arthropoda; Insecta; Hemiptera; Aphididae.